Molecule: messenger RNA, 4086 nt
Organism: Heterostelium album PN500
Lineage: Eukaryota; Evosea; Eumycetozoa; Acytosteliales; Acytosteliaceae
Product: calcium-binding EGF-like domain-containing protein
Exons: 9
Coding region: 1-4086 (1361 amino acids)
Biological process (GO): sexual reproduction
Source: RefSeq, a predicted model, not a curated record
AUGAAAUUAUUGGUUUUAGUACUUAUAAUUUUUAGUAGUAUAGGAUAUAUAAAUGGUGGUGCAGUACAAUUGUUAAAGAAUGAACAUCAAGCAGAACAAUAUGCAGGAAUAAAUACUUGUUUUUUCAAAUACACAAUCGAGUUAUACUAUGAUUCACAAUUGAAUUCCAAUGAUUUCAAAUCCCCAAAUUUAAAGAUCAAAGUAUUUCCCUUUGCUUUUGGAAAUGGAAGUAGUUUCGAUCCUUAUCAUCAAAUAUUCAAUAUAAUCUAUGAAACGCCACCAGGAAUGAAUAUUAUCGUUAUCAAUAUAACCCGUGAUUCAGACCCAACUUUUCCACCGGCCUAUUUCAUGUUAAAUCAAAACCAAAAUUGUGAAGGAACACCUACUUUUGUUCCGAUGAUGGGAGCAAUUUCCUUGGCCCUCAAGUUGAAUAUCACUGACUCAUUGGUUUUAAAUAACUAUCCGUCUUUUACCUGCACUACCAAUUUUCCUGGACUUAUUACAUGUGCCAGUACUGCACAAAUAACAGAAGCAAGAUCAUGGGUAUUAUUAUAUAUAAGAAUGGUUGGAGCAGUCAAUGCUGUUUACCCAGAUUAUUUUGAUAUACAAUUGACUUUAACAAGUGCUGGUCCUUAUUCAACUCCUGUGGGUCCAGGGCCAAUAGCUAGAGUGAAAAAUAUAUUCCCAAAGAAUCUUUUAAGAACAACCAAAUUGGUUGAUAAUGCAAUUUAUCCAGCUGCUAAUUAUGGUUAUAAUCAAAACUUUUUAUACUACUCUCCAUUAUGGGAGUACAGUGUAUCUUUUGAGAAUAUGGAUUCUAUACCUGUAAAUGCAUAUGUUGGUUACCCAGUAGCAAUCUCCUAUAUAUUAGUUUCAUCCAAUAAAACACACAGAGUAUAUUCUACUUGGAUACCAACUUUCCCAGGUGGCAUUGCUGUGAACCAAUUCUAUUGUGAUUCUAAUUGCACAUACUUAGGAACUCAAACAGCCAUUGUUUAUAAUUAUCCACAAUACUAUACUAAUAGUGCAGGUAUGACAUAUAGUGUUGAUACACAGACAAACUCAUAUCUAUUCGAAAACUUUGGUACCUUUCCUUUCUACACCUUAUCACAAAGGAUGAAAUCAUCCAUAAAUUCUGGAGCUGACUAUCCUUUUGCUUAUUUAAGUUCCACCAAUGCUGGGUUCACCUCUAUUUCCCAAAAAUCAUUUGUCGGAACAUAUGCGGUAAAUUAUAUAAACAACAAUAAUUAUACUUCCAUUGCACCUGACACAUCAAGUCCCUAUGUCGUCAAUUUCGAUUUCCACUCCUUGGAGAUUAUCAUUAGUAGUCCUUAUUCAGCUCUCUUCCGUAUAAAUAUCAGUUGUCCAAUUGGUUUGACUAGAAUUGCAGCAAAAGGAGGAAACUUUAUGAAAAAUAAUUUGGUGUCUGGAGAUCAAUAUAAUGGAAUUUAUGAAAAUGAACUUAAAGGAAUUCAAAUUGGAGAACAAUUAUAUAAAACAUUACAAUUUACCUUUAGCUAUGAAACAUAUACACCUUUUAUAACUGAUCUUUUAAGUGACGAUAUUUAUAAUACAAACUUUGACAAGAUCCCCUAUCUAGAAGGAGCAUUCAAUUUCGAUCUUAAUAAUAUCACAUAUAUUCAAUUCGAAAAGAAUAAUAUUGAUAUGUCUGAUGGUGGAGAUGUUGUUAAUGUUCUUUGGAUCAGAUUUACAAAUAAUGAUCCUCAAGCAAGACCAAUCUUGGAAACCAAUCAAUAUCUUAAGCUAUCAGCAAAACAAGAGUAUGGAUUGUUCUAUGGUGAUUAUGUUUCACAGAAAGAUAUGUACAGAAUUGAGUUUAUUAUGACCAAUUGUCUACCUGGUGCACAGGCUUACUAUAUAGUAAGUCCUUUUGCAAAGUACCUUCUCACAGAGGUUUCCUCUUACCUUGGUCCAAACGCUACUCUAUUUGUCACAGAUUCAGUUUCUGACAAUUUAAAACCUAGAAUAACUGCCUUGAAAUCAUUCCAAAAUUCAAAGAGCAUCAAUGGAGUAUCAACAUUCACUCUUGGAUGGAAUAUUACAGUAACUGACUAUCCUAAUGGAUUCAUAAAUGGAACAAUCCAAUAUUUAUCUGAUAAGGAUAUGGAGAUUAGAGUUAUCAAUUAUAACGAGACAAAUAGAGUUGAUGGUGAUAAAUUCAAUGGUGUGUAUCAAGUUACUUUUGAAAUAGAUGCAAACAACUGCCGAAGCCAAACCUUUAUUAUUACAUAUAUGAAUCAAUGGGACCAAUUCCCAGAGGUCGAUAUAGUUGUUUCGUCGGACCCAUUAAAUAGCAUCAAUGAUAUUUUGGGAACAGAGUACGAGAGACACUUGAAUAUUUCAAUUUUUUGCAAUACCGCAUUCGACGGAGAUCUUCCUAAAUUGGAAUCACUUUCAUUUAACAAGUCAAUAGAUGUAGGAUCAAACAACAGACAAUUCCAAGCAAUUUUCUCAAUCUCGGAUGUUGGUUCCGGAAUCUCUACAAGACACACUCCAUAUAUCUAUAUCCUAACCGAUGUCGAUCAACAAAUCAAAAUCAAAUCAGAGUUUAUCAACUAUACAUCCACUUUGGCAUUCUAUACUGCCGAAACAAUUCUACCAUGGGGAUUCGGUCAAAACAAUCUAAUUGUUUCAAUCUAUGGUAUUAUGGAUAACUAUUUGAAUUUGAGAGGAUACUCUACUCAAAAUCUAAAGGAUGCCGGAUUUGAUUAUUCCAUUAUUCGAACCCAGACUUUUGUUGAUCCAAUUCUCGAAAGCUGCUCUCAGAUUACACAGAAUGGUGGAUUUUUCUCUAUUAGUGGUCAUAAUCUUGGAGAUGAAUAUACAACCUAUUCAUUAUUAUUUGACUAUAGAAAUGGAAGUGGAUGGAUACAACACUCAACCAAAUUCAAAUCUGCAACCGUCAUGAAAGUAAUACUAUCACCUUUCCGAGCUAACUAUAUUCAAGCCAAGAUUAUUGUCAAUGGGCUGACCUCUGACAUCAUGGAUAUCUAUCCGUUCAUAAGAAGGUUGAAACCUCCAAUGCCAACAUCGACACCAAAUCCAACAUCGACACCAAAUCCAACAUCGACACCAAAUCCAAAGUUGUGUCCAGGUGACCCAGUUUGUAAUAAUCAAGGAGAAUGUCUAUCGACUGGAUGUAAAUGCAAUUCACCAUGGUAUGGUCCAUCUUGCUCAUCAAGAGUUGUACCAACACCAACUCCACCACCAGCCGAAAAUCCAUCGGUUCAAGUCAAUGUUACAACUCCAGACUCUCCAGACCAGUUAAUCACAGCAAAGAUCAGUGUUGUAUCGGUAUUGGAGCUGAAUUCCGAAUUCGCACCAAUCAACAACUUCACAUUUGGUCAAUGGAAUCUCAGUUCAGUGCAAUCCAACGAUGAAAAGACAUCUUACUACUACUACUCCUAUUUGAAUGGUAGAAAAACAAUGGUUAAUACAACAAUCGAUUUCUACAAGGUAGCAACAAACAUUACUUUUGCCGGUGGUGUUAUCAAUGUUGUACCGUUCACAAUCAAAUUCUCAAUCAAUGUCGAUCAUUUCGAUUUUGUUGACCGACUUUCAAUGAUGCAGAUUGUAAUGGAAGCAAAAGUGACAUCGUCAGACUCGGGUGCUUGCUCUUCGAAAUCGAUAGGUGAGGAAUCGAAUGACAAUGUACAAUGGGUAAAGAUGAACAUCAAUGACAAUUCGUUGUACGGUAGAUUCUUGGAUCGUGCACUGGUCGACGGCAAUGUAGUUCCCUCAAAGAAUGUUAUAAUCGAAGAUGAUACUACCGAUGAUUCCUACAACUCUGUCUCGUCAAAGAUCGGUAUCAUCAUUCCCUUCUAUGAAAUCAACGCUGUUAUAGACCCAGAUUUUUCAACACUGAUCGAUACCAACUAUGACGGACCAAGUAUGACUUGCAAAAAGAAAGGAUUAUCAACAGGUGUUAUCGUUGCCAUUGCUGUAAGUUGUGGUGUUUUCGCUUGUGCUGUCGUGGUUGGCUCUGUCAUCUAUUUGAGAAAGAAACAUAGAUUCAAAAAACAAAAUAAUAUGGUCAAAAAAAGAUUAGAGCAACUUUCUAACUAA